Molecule: messenger RNA, 1287 nt
Organism: Stylophora pistillata
Lineage: Eukaryota; Metazoa; Cnidaria; Anthozoa; Scleractinia; Pocilloporidae
Molecular function (GO): protein binding
Source: RefSeq, a predicted model, not a curated record
UAUUGUUCAUGCCACGAAAUCGCUUCGGUAACAGUUUUAAUUUUCCGGAAUUCCCUAGCUCUCCUGUUGAUUCAAAUAUCUUUUGAUCUCUUUCAAUUGUAUCCGAAGCAUAUAACCUGAUGUUAUACUGCAGGUGAAAAAAACUGUCCUAGUUCAAGGGUACUUCGAGUAUUGCUUAAUGUGCUUGAGGAGCGACUUUUAUUUGCGAUGGCAGAAAACAUUCGUGGCGAGAAAUCAACUGUUACGGAAGGUAGUGAGCCAAGCAAAGAAAGAGAAAAGCAUCGUUUCUCUGAGCCGUGGGAAGACAGCGAUUUAAUUCUUGAGGUGGAAGAUGAAAAGUUUCAUGUCCAUCGUGUGAUACUGAGUAUGAAUUCAUCAGUGUUCAAGGCCAUGUUCAAAUCUGACAGCAGAAAAUCAAUUCCACUGCCUGAGAAAAAAGCAAGCGAGGUAUUGGACUUCAUAAAGCAACUUUACGUCCAGGAGCGACCCGAAAUAACGAUGGAAAACGUGGACCACCUUCUCAAGUUAAGUGACGAAUAUCAGGUAAAAGCUAUCUUCGACCUUUGCGCAAAGUUCCUGGAGGCACAGCCUAAAACAAAGGAAAAUGUUCUUUCGAUUCUUAAGCUUGCAAGUACGUAUAAUUUGCAAAGAGUAAAAGGGAGCUGUUACCGCCUAGUUGAAGGUAUGGAAUUGGGUACCUUUUGGAUAAUGGGCUUGGAACUUGACAAAGAAGACAAGAAUGGUUUCUUGUGUACGAGAAGUUUUGAGCUGGAAGCGUUUCUAUAUGAUCUGUACCCUCAAUUUAUGGGUUUAGUGGAGUAUUGUUUGUGGUUGUGCUACGAGGGGAAAAGGUACAUGAGGUGGUGUCCAAUGCAUUUCAACAACGGAUAUUCCUCUGGCGUUCCUAUAGAUAAGCGUAUCACAGAAUGCACGCUUUGCAAGGAGAUGUUGAUUACUUUAACCACCGAAAUGGAGCGUUUUAAGAAGCCUUACAGGCCAGCCCUUUUUAUCAAAGAGCAACCUGAUGUGAAAGUAAAAGAUCAUUUCUCUGAGCCCUGGGAAGACAGCGAUCUGGUUCUUCUCGUUGAAGAUGAAAAGUUUCUUGUCCAUCGCCUUAUUCUAAGUAUGAGCUCGCCAGUCUUCAAGACCAUGUUUAAAUCUCAGUUUAAAGAAGCAACUGCCAAUGAGAUUCCGCUACCUGGAAAGAAACCCAAUGAAGUGUUAGACUUCUUGAUGAAAGUGUACGGACCCCAUUACACCAAAAGAGAACUGAAUAUUACGAUUUGA